This is a messenger RNA of Brachypodium distachyon (stiff brome), 872 nucleotides long. Its product is annotated as 50S ribosomal protein L24. Gene Ontology annotation, molecular function: structural constituent of ribosome; RNA binding. Lineage: Eukaryota; Viridiplantae; Streptophyta; Magnoliopsida; Poales; Poaceae. The record is from RefSeq and is a predicted model, not a curated record. The coding region runs from base 108 to 587 and encodes 159 amino acids. Gene Ontology annotation, biological process: translation. Gene Ontology annotation, cellular component: ribosome; mitochondrion. The transcript has 5 exons.
CUUCUUCUUCUUCUUCUUCUUCCGGCCACCAGGCUCCGCCGCCGCCGCCGCAGUCUCCAUCCACACAUUCUCGAAGCGAAGAGAAGCGAAGCCGCGGGAGGGGAGGAAUGGGGUGGAAGGCGGCGGAGAAGCUCAUCAGGCACUGGAAGAUCCUGCGCGGCGACAACGUGAUGAUCAUAAGGGGGAAGGACAAGGGGGAGAGCGGGCUGAUCAAGCGGGUCAUCCGGUCGCAGAAUCGCGUCAUCGUCGAGGGCAAGAAUCUGGUUAAGAAGCAUAUCAAGCAAGGGGAAGGACAUACAGGCGGGAUCUUUUCAAUUGAAGCUCCACUUCAUGUUUCAAACGUACAAGUAAUUGAUCCAGUCACUGGGAAACCAUGUAAGACUGGAUACAAGUAUUUGGAAGAUGGCACUAAAGUCAGGGUCUCCAGAGGAAUGUAUGCAUCUGGUGCUGUGAUACCUCGGCCAGAAAUUUUGAAGGAGAGAAAAAAGCCGAGACCCACAUCACCUGGCCCAAAGGAUACACCAUUCGAGCAUGUGCUGGAGAAGACCUAUGAUGCGAAAGCUGGGCUUGGCAUGCCGGAUCUAUAGAGAAGGCCUCUGUUGCUGAGAGCGGGAACCAGUCCAGUAUAUGGCGAUUCAUGUGUCGUAGUUUAAGGCAGUAGGAACAAUGCAGUUAAGCCGGGAGUCACUCGACAUGUAUUCGCGAAUAAACCUAGCAUGUCUGUUUUCUUGGCUUUUGUCAGAAUCUCUUAUGUUCCAGAAACUUGUACUUGAAGCCUAAAUCUGAAUGAUGUGUAUCUUGUUGAUGAGAUACUCAUUUUUAUGAUGAAAUGCCCAGGAAAAAAAUGUGAACCUGCUUGUGUUUCACCAGAA